AAAUUCUUAACAUAAAUUUAAUUAUUCUCAACUGAAAGUCUAAAAACAAUUAAUUCGUGUAUUCUAAAUUUGACAAAAAAUUUAUUUAAAAAUGGUCAAGGAUGAUAAAAGACAUCUCUUACUACAAUAUACUGCUGCUAUUACAACAUCUAUAACAGCAAUUGGAUUUGUCUGUGGUUAUUGCUGGCCAUCGCCAGCCUUGCCUUUUUUGACUGAAAAAAAUUCGGAAUUUCCGGUAUCGAAACGACAAGGUUCUUGGAUAGCUUCCCUUUACCCAGUCGGAUUAAUAAUUGGAUAUUUAAUAAAUCCACUAUUUAUCAAUCGCAUUGGCCGAAAAGGGACUUUAAUGAUGUACGCCAUUCCACAAAUGGCCUCAUGGCUUCUAAUCAUCCUAGCCAAAAAUCAUAUAAAUUUAUAUAUUGCCAGAAUUAUUGGCGGGAUAGGCUACGGAGGCGGAAUCUCUGCUUCCACAGUCUACGUAUCAGAAAUUGGUGAUAUCAAAAAUCGAGGAGUGUUUCUCGUUUUGAUGAAAUUCUUGAUGAACUUCGGAUUUCUGUUCACCAUGGUCCUGGGAGCAUUCCUGAGUUACAAAAGCAUGAAUCUUGUUCUUCUGAUGAUACCUUUUCUAUUCAUUACAAUUUUCUUCUUCAUGCCGGAUUCCUCACAUUUUUGGGAAAUAAAUCAGAAGAAGGAAGAGGAAGUCCUGAUGAAGUUGAAUCCCUCGAGGAAAGAAGAAAUGAAUUUGAACAAAAAGGAUGGAUCAAAACCCAGCAAUUUUAGAUUCAAAAGUUGUAAUCUGAAAGAUACAGUUCUUUGGAGGCUUUUUGCAGUUUCCAACAGUCGCAGAGCUUUAGAAAUAUUAAGUUUGAUGGGAAUGACAAAUAUUUUGUCUGGACAUUCAGGAAUCACAACUUUCUUGCAGCAAAUUUUCACAUACGAAGGUUCUUUCAUGUCGGCAGAAAAAGCCACGGUUGUACUGACAGGUUCCACGGCAAUUGUUUCAUUGAUAAGUACUCAGUUUGUAGAAAAAAUUGGACGAAAAGUUCUUCUCAUAGUUACCGGAUUAGCCGGCUCAGUUUCAAUAGGACUUGUGGGUAUUUUCUUCUUCUUGAAAGAAAUAAACGUCGAUCUUUCAUUGUGUGAGUGGGUGCCUCUUUUUGGAUUAACUCUUUUUGACGUAACGCUUUCCUGUGGACUGCAAAAUUUAUUUUUUAUUUAUCAAGGGGAACUUUUUCCAAGUGACGUCAAAAGUGGAGCGAUAGCUUUUAAUAAAAUUUCUUAUAUGUCAUUCAGUUUCUUCUUUUUGCUAAUAUUUCAAGAUUUUAUUGACAUAGUGGGAAUUUAUCAAUCAUUUUUUAUUUUUAGUGUGGGCAAUCUUUUGGGUACUUUCGGAAUUUUUAUCCUUACUCCUGAAACUAAAGGAAAAACGCUUGAGGAGAUUCAACAAUUGUUAAAAUUAAGAAAAACAGUUUUGUGCGAUUAUAAUCAGUGAUGUAGUUAUAAAAAAGUGGCCUGGCGGUACCUUACAUAAACUCCGUGACCAAUUGGGGGGGGGGACUAACAUUGGUAACAGGGGGGUACGGAGGAGAGUGGUCCAAAGUCGGCACCGGGACCUUCUCGUCUGAUAAAGUAUAGUUUUAAUUCGGAUUUGUUUCGGGUGCGUAAUAGCACGAAAUGUGUAAAUAUUCGCAGUGGUCCUAAGUCGGCACCAAACAGGUGGUUCUGAUUCAGCACUUUUUUGUUGCUUUUACUGUUAAUUUUGUCAUUUUAUUUUGUUAUUUUUUCUUAUAAUUUGCAAAAAUUUGACUGUUUCACUUUGUGCUGCACUUCAGGGUAAGUAAACCAUUUUAACCCCUUGCUUUCGACAAAAACUAUUACUGUGCCGACUUAGGACCACUCUUCCCUAAGUCAAAAAAAAACAAAGCGAACUUAGAUAAUAUUUUGAAUCUAAACCCAAUGAGAAUAUCCAACAAUAUUUUCGGGUUAGAGUUUUUUAUUGAAAAAGCUAUUAUUUACACUGGGAAACUUAUUUUACUAAUUCCAAUUUACGGAUUUUUAGUUUCGUCAAUCUUUUGGGUAUAUCUGUAUAUCCUUACUCCUGAAACUAAAGGAAAAACACUUGAGGAGAUUCAACAAUUGAUAAAAUUAAGAAAAAUAGUUUUGUGAGUUUAUAAUCUGUGAUGUAGUCCUGAAAGCAAAAGUGGGCUGGCGAUAAUCUCCAGUGGUCCUAAGUCGGCACUGGCACCUUCGCGUUGACAGCAUGAGCAGGGAAUACAUUUUUGGUAUAAACGAAAUUCAAUUUUCUUCCAUUCUUAUAAAGUAUAUUAA
Belonocnema kinseyi is the source of this 2328-nucleotide messenger RNA. RefSeq names its product facilitated trehalose transporter Tret1-like. Gene Ontology annotation, cellular component: membrane. NCBI's taxonomy places the organism in Eukaryota, Metazoa, Arthropoda, Insecta, Hymenoptera, Cynipidae. The transcript has 2 exons. The record is from RefSeq and is a predicted model, not a curated record. The coding region runs from base 92 to 1492 and encodes 466 amino acids. Gene Ontology annotation, biological process: transmembrane transport. Gene Ontology annotation, molecular function: transmembrane transporter activity.